This is a messenger RNA of Leucoraja erinaceus (little skate), 7059 nucleotides long. RefSeq names its product VPS9 domain containing 1 (gene vps9d1). The transcript has 15 exons. NCBI's taxonomy places the organism in Eukaryota, Metazoa, Chordata, Chondrichthyes, Rajiformes, Rajidae. The coding region runs from base 55 to 2073 and encodes 672 amino acids. Gene Ontology annotation, molecular function: guanyl-nucleotide exchange factor activity; small GTPase binding. The record is from RefSeq and is a predicted model, not a curated record. Gene Ontology annotation, biological process: vesicle-mediated transport. Gene Ontology annotation, cellular component: endocytic vesicle; cytosol.
AGGUCGUCCGGGUGACGCCCAGGUCCCGGAUCUAACGUUCCGCGAGGCGGCGCCAUGGCGUUACCGGAGCCGGCGGGGACUGCGCUGCAGAACGCCAUGAAGAUGGCGAGGGUGGCGAUCCAGCUGGACACCGACUGCCGGCUGAAGGAAGCUUAUUGCGAAUACCUUAAGAGUAUACACUUUAUCUCCCAAGCUUUGAUAGAAGAUGCCCAAAUAAAAGAUGAGAGAGAGCUGGUAACACCUGAAGUGCAGAAAAUGCUAAAAUUGGCAGACCAGUGCUUAGAGAGGAUUAAAACCACAGCUGCAAAACUUGGUGCAGUGGAAAGGCAGCCUGCAGCAAGCCAAGUCACCAAGCCCUCAUAUACUCCAAGUCAUCGUAGAGUCGUCUCGGAUGGGGGUGGCACCACUACAUCACUUUUGCCUCCUGAAGUCUUUGAAAAAAAGCAAAUUCCAGAAACAUUCAUUACAAAAAGAGAACUUACGCCAUUGGAAGAAGCUUCAAGACAGAACCAGAAGUUAAAAGCUGCUUAUGAGGCACGGAUGGCACGGUUAAACCCUAAUCAGGGUAUACAGAAAACAUCACUGACCUUAUCUCUCCAGCGGCAGAUGAUGGAAAACCUGAUCAUUGGACAGGCAAGGCAGGCAGCGCUGCAAAGAAAGAUGGAAGAACGACGGCUGAGACUUCAAGAAGAAGCCAACAGGAGGUUUUCAAACAGCACCAUAUUGACCCCUGAGAAGGAGGAGCAGAGAAAUGUGUACGCGAGCAUUUUAGAGUUUGAGCAGGACCAUGAGUGGCCCAAACAAUGGAAAAUGAGAUUGAGAUCACAACCUAAUGAUCUCGUGCUGGUGGCAGGUCUUGUAUCGCAAAUACUGAGCUGUUCAGAGCAUCCAAUCGCACAACUACUGAAGAAGCUACAGUGCAGGAUUUACAGCAAGCUCUACCCGAUUGUGAAGUCACAGUUUUCAGAUCUGGCGGGCAUUACUGAACUGUGUCCAGGUACUGCAUUGUACUCCUUCCAUGCCCAGUGUCCACUGAAGACGGAUGUAGCAUCCUCAUUUAACAGAGGCAGCAGAUUAAAGUCUUCGAAAAGUGCGUGUUGUUUGGGCUCUAUUCAAGAUCAGAAUAAAUUAAAUUCUGGUGAAUUAAGACACAGUUCCUCUGUCAGCACAGUGGCAUUAAUUGAACAUGGUAACGCAACCUCAGAUACUAGCAGUCAGAGUGGACAAGGAGAAGAUGCUGCAGGUCGACAGAUCAACCCAGCAGCGACUGAUGGGACAGAUCCAAUGGUUGACAAGAAUAGCCCUUUUGAAGAUUUGGAACACUACGUAACAAAGUUUGAGCCACAACCGGGAAACGAUAGAGACAACUCAACACUACUGACCAAUACUGAACAUCAUCAAAUGGAAGAUAUUGAACUGCAAAAUCACCUGAAGGAUAUUGUUACUGAUGUGCAUAAUUCAAUAGACAAGUUACUGUCCUUGUGUAUUCUGGCUUUUGAACCUCUCAACACUGCGACAGGCAAAGACCAGUGUCUGGCCAGCAUCGAGGAGACUUUGUUCCAGCCUAUCUGGGUGUUCCUUUUGGCUCUCUUUAGAAGAGUGAAUACACAGAGAGAAAUGGCACUCGACAAAAGCAUGCAGUUGUACAUGUCAGCUGGGCCAGCAGAUAUUGGGGUUACGGCUAAACUCUUCCCCAAGGAAUCCGCCUCCUCAAAUGAUUCCUAUCCAUAUGAAGUAGCGGUAAAAGAAUUGAGGUCAAUAACCAAAGAAUAUUGUCCACAAAAAAAACUCGAAUGUAUUGUGCGAACACUUCGUCUUAUCUGUGAAUGUGCUGAAUAUUAUUGCAACUCUAAUGAAGCUGGUGCAAUCCAUGUUACUUCUGCAAUUGGGGCCGAUGAUCUGCUGCCCAUUUUAUCGUACGUGGUGCUGAAGUGCGACAUAACGCAGCUUGUGUCUGAGUGUGCGGCAUUGGAAGAGUUUAUUCAUGAGGGGUAUUUAAUUGGUGAAGAAGGAUACUGCUUGACAUCGAUGCAGAGUGCUCUAUCAUAUGUGGAAUCUUUAUCCAAAGCCUGAAUCCUGUCGAUUACGUCCAUAUAUUUGCAGAGAAUCUUCAAGAUGGCUUCUUGUUCCGCUCCCUAAAGACUAUUUUUAUAUUUAAUUCUCAGGUGGAAUGUAGUUUUCAAUUGAAAUAUAAAAUGGUAUGAUAUUUGGGACAAACAUUUUGAUGUUGUCCAGACAUUGUAAAAUUAUCUAUUUGUGUGAGCAUGUAUUGAAAUAGUAUGAUUGGUUGAAGGUAAUAAUAAGGGAUCACACAGAUAUAAAAGUUGUAUAUUCUAUGCUAAUGUUGGACAAGACUACUACCCACUGCACUAGAACUGGUCAACUACACACCCAAUCCUUCACUAGUAUGAGUAUUGCAAUUUCUGUUCAUUAUUUUGGAUGUUGGACCUUUGCCUCGACAUAUAAUAUAUUGAAAUCAAAUCUUUAGAAUAUUGUUGAUUUUAUAUUGGUUGAAGUUUUAAGUCAAUAGAUUUUCUUCUAUUGUAUAUAAUGUUUCUUUUAAUUUAAAAAUAAAAGGAGUUGUAAAUCCAUAUUUCAAUGCUAAUUUACAAUUUUUUUGGUGAAGACCUAAGAAAAUAAGAUUUGCCAGUCUUACUAACUUGGAAAUGUUGUUCCUAUACAUAAUGAAUGUUCUAAGUUUCUGAUCAUUUUAAAUAUUACUCUUUUGUUUUUUCCACUAUUUUCUUCUGUAAAUGUGUAUAUGCAUACAUGCAAAAAUCCAAUGCAAAGCAUAGAUUGUUGCCAUUGUAAAAAUUAUUUAUUGUAAUUUGGCUAGAAAUGUAAAGGUAAGCCAAGGAUAGAGGAGAAAAGUAAUUGCUAAAUAUCUUUGGACUGUAUUUUGUGUAAUUUUAUGUCUUGGAUCGUACAAUUUUUUGAAAAGUUGGCAAAGCAUAGUGCCGCUUACGUGGAACAGUUAUAUUGAGGUGACACAGUGCUGAGGUUUCUGUUUUCUCUUACUUUGCUGUUCGUUACAUGAUGGGAUAUUGUUGCAUGAAGUAACUACUUGAUUGUUGACCAUUUUUCUAUUGACAUUUUACAAAAUGUUAGAUUUCAAAAUGAAAUACACAGCAGGAAUUUCAGCAUGUAAAAAAAAAUAUAUAGAAUGACGAUAAUGUUCAGCACAAUCAUUAUUUAUUGGAUCUGAUAAAAAAUCAUAACAGGUCCAUUUAUUUAAACUGUGAGUGUUAAGGAUAUUGAAAGAAGUGAGGGACAUGCUGCAAAAUGACACUGAGGAAUAAGAGCAACCACGACCCAAAUGAGUGGCAGUUGCUGGGAAAGCGUCAAACGUUACGGGACAUAUAUCAGAAAAAAUAAUGCUAACCUCUUCACCAUCCUUUGUACAUCAUUGACUACACACUACAGCAUUCAUAUUCAGAUUCAGCAAUGCCAGAUUUACACUUUAACCAGUCAUGGUGAUCUGAUUGUGUAAUGAGGUUGGAUAUACCAAAGCAAAACACAAUUGUGAUGGAGUCAACUCAGUGGAUCAAGCAGCAUUUGAGUAGGAAAUGGAUAGGUGACACUUUUUCAAAUGUACAAAGUUUUUGAUGGCAUAAUUUGAUGGCAGCGCAGUGGCGCAGCAGUAGACCUGCUGCCUCACAGUGUCGGAGACCCGGGUUUCAUACUGACUAUGGGUGCUGUCAGUGUGAAAUUUGUGCGUUCUCCCUGUGACCACGUAUGUUUUCACAGAGUGCUUCGGUUACCUCCCACAUUCCAAAGACAUGCAGGUUAAUUGCCCGUUGUGUAUAGCAUGUGAAAGUGGAAUAAUAUAGAGUUUGUGUCCAGGUGAUUGUUAGUCGGAGUGGACUCAGUGGGCUGAUAUAAACUAAUUUUUAGAGCUUUUAGAUAUUGUGCGUGCUUUAUUUUAAUGCUUAAUUAUUUCAGGUAACGACCAGAGGAAAAUUACGAUUGCGUUAAAGGCUCCUCUGCCUUGAUUCACUCAAUGCAUAAGUAAGAUAAAAUGAAGGGAGGUUGUUUAGGAAUCUAUUAAUGAGCGACCCCAUAAGAUGGGAUUCUUAAUGUAUCUCAAAGAACCAGCUUCCUGGAAAAUAGAAAUGCAGACUGAACUGCCAGGGCAAGCCUUAGACUACCAGUGCCUCCUUAUUGAGGCCAAGACUGAGCUCCUGGCACGUCUGAGAUCCUCUUUGUGGCUAAUACAGCCACCGAGAUAAGUCCAAAACAGCCAGCUCCUCCUUCUUUGCCAAGACUGAGCUGCCAGGACAAGCCCAAGACUGCCAGUUCGUCCUCACCUGAUGGCGCGUCCCCACAUGGAACCGGACCUUCUUGUCACUAUCAUCCUUCAUAAUGAAUAAACCUUUUCACGUAAGUUCACCCGACCACCAGAGUAUCGGUGUAGUCAUUGUCGACCCGGCAUCAUCUGCGAGCCCACACCAAUGAAUAAUGUAAAAUCAUAGAUAUUAUAAAUGCUGUAAUGAAUAGGUUUGAGUCAGAAGAAAUGUCCUGAUGUAGGAUUUGUCCCAAUACGUCAACAUUUCCUUUCCCCUGACAGAUGCUGCUCAACCUACUGGGUUUCUUCAGCAGAUUGUUUGUUGCUUGAGGAACAUAUUUCCUAUUCUGCCAAUAAUUUGGCAAAAAAUGAUGACAGCUCUGCUGGGUAAGUGACAACCAAAUAUUGAUAACCUUUAAACAGUAAUUAAAAUCAGUUGCGCUCUGGUCAAGAGUCAAAAAGUCUUUUGUGUGCAGACCACAGAACAAUGAAGUUGUUACUUAGUUGCUGAAGUUAGUGUUGUCUAGUGUUCAUGAAGCUGAUAGUUGCAGUGAAGCAACUGUUCUUCAACCCGGUUCAGGCUCCUGUACCACAUUUCCAGUGGUAAUGGUGAAUUGAGAGCGUGGCCAGGGUGGUGUGUGAUAUUAGGGCUAUUGGCUGCCUUUAUGAGGCAGCACCAAUUCAAUGGUGCGAAGGUCACCACCCUCGACACUUGGAACAGAAAAUGAUACUAUUUUCUUAAUCCAAAGAAUUUAAUUUUAAUCGUAAACAUUUACAGUCAGAAUAUGUAUCAUUGAUCCAAAAUCAACGUGGCCUCGGAGACUUGUAAGAUGAGGAAGAGUUAUCGUUGAUUUCCCAUUAUUCCCCAACUAAUAAUUAUGUUUGAACUAUCUUCAGAGUGGGCUGCAUUCAAGGUCAUAGAACCCUGCCUGCUCUUUGCACGGGGGACCAGGCGUCUUUCCUGCUGUACAUCAAUUGUAUCUGAGCUGGUAAUCCACUAUUUGCUGACUGAGGUUGUCCGGUGUUGAGCCCAAUCCCAAUCCCUCAGACUGUGAUAGAAUUAUUAUCGCUGUUAGGAUGCUACAAUUGAGCAAGUUUAUCUGCUGCCAGGUCAUGUGUACCCUGAUGGUCAUCAACCACGUAUUGGACGCUGAGCCUUUGUUCAGAGAGCCUUUCUGCAAUAACUCGUGAAUCUUAUAUCUUUCUACCCCGAGACGAGAUACCUAAAGCAGCAUGCCUUCCUGCGCUAAAAUAAUUAGUGCUCAUCUUCAUUUUUUGUAACAUGAGUUAGCUAUGUCAAGAAAAUUAUUUUAACAAAACCAAGUGUAACUCCAGUAAAAUGUUACUGGAUAUCACUCAGCUGAACCUGGGAAGGUUGUGCUUCAAUUAAAUUGUUUGUUUUUUUUAUUCUGAAGAACAAACAGAAUUUAAAUGACCUCCCACUUGAAAAAUAAAUUGAUAAAUUAAAUUCUAAAUGAGGCAAUUAUCAUUUCUAAAUGUAAGCUAAAAGUGAGUGGAUGAUAUGAUAUGAUGUUUUUGAAUGUGUGAAAUAUUUUUGAUAAUUAACAUGAAUGGUAAUUUAAUAACACAUACUCGUUAUAUUAUUGAAAGGGCCAGGGGGAUAAUAAAAGGCAAGUGCAGCCGUUGUGGAAUUAUGCUGCAUGUAAUAGCAUUGACAUUAGUUGGUUAGUCACUUGAGGUGGCCGUGGGUUUGUAGAUGUGCAAUGUUGUUGUUUAAGUAGUUACAUUCCAGAUCGAUCAGUUUUAACUUUUAUCUGACCAAGUAAAACCAGCAAGGACUAUAUUUACCAUUUUAUUGUACUUCAUUGAUAAAAGGGGUUGGAUUUUAAGUGUGAUUUAUUAAUUACAUGGAACAUGCUUGCAGAUCAUUUUUAAAAACCGCACCAUAAAGGAGCGAUCCUUAUCUUUUGUUGGUUACUUACAGAAUCAUGUGUUUGGAUGAUUUAUAUUAAAAUGGGAUCUGUUUUUGCAUUUUUCUCCUGUCUUUGGUCACUGAAAAUGAUUGUUUAGUUCAGUUUAGUUUAGAGAUACAGAGUGGAAAUAGGCCCUUCGGCCCACCGAGUCCGCACCGACUAGUGAUCCCUGCACAUUAGCGCUAUCCUACACACACUAGGGACAAUUUUACAUUUAUACCAAGCCAAUUAACCUGCAAACCUGUACGUCUUUGGAGGGUGGGAGGAAACUGAAGAUCUCGUAGAAAACCCACGCGGUCACGGGGAGAACAUACAAACCCCGUACAGAUGGCACCCGUAGUCGGGAUCGAACCCAGGUAUCUGGCGCUGUGAGUGCUGUAAUGCAGCAACUCUACCGCUGCGCCAUCAUGCCGCCCAGUUUCUUUUCAGUUCUCUAUUCAAUUUCCAGUGAUGAAGAAGAACCUGCUUCUGUUCAGAUCAAUUUACUUUACAUAGUCCUGGAAUUUCAUGAUUAUGCUCCAGGAACCUUCAUACAUUUAGAAAUGUAACUUCAGUGAUUACUGUUUGAGUUUGUUGAAAUUGUGCUCACUAUUGAAUUAAAGUUGCUAUUGUAUGGUUUUCUGUAUAAAUAAAAUGGUUUAAAUUAUAAUUGCUUUGUUUUAAUGAAAUCAUGUGAACAUUUUAGCAUAAAUAGGCCCAUUACUAUGAACUAUAUUUUAGAAGUAAAAAUAAAAUAAAUAUUUUUGGAAAGCUUGUACCAUUGAAUAAUGAGUUACAAUAUUUUAAACAAUCUUCAAAAUUGAGGUUUUGUAUUAAAAUCCAAACUGCUUGAAAAGAAAA